AUGGAUAUACCAUUGAAGUCAAUCGAACAAUUAUGGCUAAAGUACAAGGACUGCACAAGCAUAACAUUCGAUGUUAGGUUGUCCAUGAACAGUGCAGUCUAUGCACUGACCAAACACAAAGACUUAAUAACAUUGGAUAACAACAAUCUAGUUCAUUUGAUCAAUGCAUUGCCAUUACUCUCACAAGUCUUCUGCAGUGACUUGUUCAAUCAUAACGGCAUGCUUUGCGAAUACCUCAAGAAUUUGAUCAAUUCUGUACAGUAUGAUACUGUGGCUUGGAGUGCCAAAGGAACAUCGGGUGUAGUUGGACAGGGAGGAGCCCCGUUUCAAACUCCUGGAUCAUUCGCAUCACCAUCGUCAUCGCCAUCGGGUGAAGUUGGACAGGGCGCCGCUCCAUCCCAAACUCCUGGAUCAUUCGUAUCACCGUCGCCAUCACCAUCGCCAUCGCCAUCAGGUUUUAGACAGGGCGGCGCCUUGUUUCAAACUCCUGGAUCAUUCGUAUCGCCAUCGCCACCCACGCCUGGUGUUACAAUCGAUUGGAGACAAAUACAUUCAAUGCCAGACAUCAAGGUCAGUCUGAUUGAUGUGUCCACUGCACUGAUGGACGUAUGGGACAUGAGUGGAGAGAUAAGAAACCGGUCGAUGUAUGGACAAACAACCAAAAUGUACCUACUCUCUCCUGAGCUCUUUGAUACACUCCUCGCCAACACACGAGACAAUGACAAUGGCGAUGCUGAUGAACAAAGAAGCAAGGUAUUCAACAUAUACAUCAAGCUGCUGAGGUACAACCUGGACAUGUACCAACGGGUGACGUCCGUGUUUGGAUUGGAUCGUGUUGAGACACAGCUCACUCAAUGGUUCAUGCUCCCAAGCAAAGACUCUGAUAGGAGACUACAGUACUUGUGGGCAAUUCCAAACAAGUCAUCAUCACAGUUAUUGAUCAACCACAAACUAUAUGUUAGAGAGUUCUUGCAAUCAUAUGCCGGAGAUUUCCAAGAUCAACAAGAGCAAUUACUCGCCGAGGUGUUCAAUGUGAUCUUGGAUGAUCCAACCAACAACGAUGCCAACCAAAGAUGGAUAAUCAGCAUGUUGGAGGAGAUGAAUCAAUCGUCUCGCCAAUGGUAUCGCACCAACGCUGGAUUUAGGCUAUUCCAUCAAUUCAUUCAACCAAUCGAUCAUUUUCUCCGAUUCUUCCAUCAACUGGACACUCCAAACAUGUGCACCCUCAUCACUAGUCUUGGUCCAUCAUUCCAACAACAUUACAAGAAAUGUGAGCCGUUCAUCAUUGUGACUCUUGACAGGGGACUGGAGGGGCUAGCCAUGUUACAAGGUAUUACCAAAUCCUUUGGAGUAUCAGAUGUUGCGGAGAAUUCUCUUUGUGAUCUCUUGGAAUAUGUGAACCGGUUGCCACUCGACGCCAGCACCUUUGCCUUUCUGAUCAAGAAGUCUCUUUUUGGCAAUCAACCUGGAAUGAAUGUAAUACCAACCCCUCAACCAAAAAAGAAUGCACAGACAGCAUAUGGACGGACAUCGGCCCCUACUCCGAUCCCGCCUCAACCCACAGUAACGGCUAAGCCUCAGUCUGGACCCGGAUCACAAUUUGUAUUCAAGAAUCAUCAUGUUGGCAUCUCAGACGUUAAGCUUGGUAUGAUAAUCGAUGGUUUGCUUGGCGUGGCAGAGUUGAUGAUGCUACAUCCCGAGAAGUAUGAUCGAGUCAAUGACAUCAUGGAUGCUUGGAUCACAGCAUUGUUGCGUGUCAACCAAUACCGUGUACCAAACGAAUAUGACAUCAUCAACAAGCACAGACAAUCAAUUGGACAAUUCGUCGCCAAACAUCGAGAUGUCGUUCAAAAGACACCGGCCGACAAUCCAUUCCUGCUGGCCAUUACUCGCCAUUCAUUAUUAGACGCACAACUCAUCAAAGACAUUGGUUUCGUUGGGGCAGUCAACAACCUGGCCCCAUACAAACAAAUACUUGAUGCAUGCCCUGCAAACAGUGAUCGAGUAUGGAUCGAUCUAAUCGACAAACAUAUUCAGUUUAGCGCACAUGACCAUCAGCUGUAUCUCCACUUUGUUGCGGCGUGCACUCGCGCAGCACCAAUCUUCCACAUUCUCAAGUAUCGCCAUUACCAGAAGCAUGUCUUCUUCAAUCGACAAACAAUGCCAACAAAGAGUCAACUACUGGUGAAUGUCCAGAGAGAUGAUGGUGGCGUGUUUGAGCAACAACAACAACUCUACAAACAGUUCAAAAAGACAUCAAUCGCCAGAAUAUAUCCAGAUUGGAAGAUGAAACAUCCACCACCUGUUGAUGGCAACACUCUGCCACCGCUCUCAACAUUGAUCAUCAAGCACGUUGUCAUGUAUCUGGUGUUUAACGAUGACCGCACUACGAAGCCCAAUUGGAUUGUCACACUGUCCACCGUGUCGUCACAGUUCCAUCAGGCAGUGUCCUAUGUCGUGUCGAACUUUAUGAUCCCAACACUACGCAUUCACUCGCCGAUCAAUCAUCUGGGCUCCAAUCACUGCCUGUUCAAGUCACCGCCACUGCAUAUCGAUGCCUUUGAGCUUUCACACAUUCCUAAGACUCACAUCAAUACAUGCCUCGAUCGACUUGAAUCAUUGGUCAUACCAUUGUGUUUCAUGUCGUACUAUCGCAUUGUUUUGAUCGAGGUUCGUGCGCCCAAUGUCCGCCACAUCAAGUUCAAGGAGUACUUUCUCAAUGACCGUUCCGCCAAGUACAAGUUAUUGAAUGAUUGGAAACAUUGGGCACAGUUUGGCUCACGAGUUGGAUUUAGCAAGGUGAAGCGUGAUCGCGAGGGUCGCUGCAAUGACCAAUUCUUCUCACUUCUGUUCCAGUUGUACCUCGGCCAAAAUGCCAUUAACACUGGCUCCUCCGUUCUUCAGUCAAUUGAGAUCGUCUCGCGAUCGCCUGUUGGCCCACCAACACCACCGUCACGUCUCAAUGGCCGCGUCAACAUUGACUUUACAUGGGAUCUUGAGUCUUUGGACAAAUAUCGCACAGAUAGUGGUUGGAUAUACGAGCCAGGUCCAAGAAACGAUGAUCAAGAUGGUUAUAAUCAGGUCACCAAACUCAAACUGCCAUACGAGGGAUUAAACAUCGAGAAUCCCCCUCCAAUAUCAUCGUUCCCCAAUGUUCGAGAGAUAUAUUGGCCAUUUGUUGAAAGACAGCAUGGCGAACCAAUUGAAGAUGAAUGUUGA
Molecule: messenger RNA, 3219 nt
Organism: Acytostelium subglobosum LB1
Lineage: Eukaryota; Evosea; Eumycetozoa; Acytosteliales; Acytosteliaceae
Exons: 5
Coding region: 1-3219 (1072 amino acids)
Source: RefSeq, a predicted model, not a curated record